Molecule: messenger RNA, 2392 nt
Organism: Dimorphilus gyrociliatus
Lineage: Eukaryota; Metazoa; Annelida; Polychaeta; Dinophilidae
Source: the annotation of a GenBank genome assembly
GCAAACGACAAAAAAUAAAAUGGCGGCCUCCACGAGCGAAAGCGCGUGUCCGCAAUCGGAUGAAAAAACAACUUCUCUCGGAGAAUUUGACGUUGACGAAAUAACAAAAAAUGUAUUUGGAAAUGUAAUGAAAUGCGUAAAGUCUGCAAACGGUUUGCCUUCAGGCCAAGAUUAUGAUUACUAUUCGAGCUUUCAAAAAAUGAAAGAUGUUUUAGACUAUGAGGGAAAUAGACUGUUACAAAACGUACAGAAUAUAAUGAAGUUUCAUGGUGCUAAAGGAAAUUUAUUAAACACGCUGGAAAAUCCCAACGUCGAGGAUAAGUUUGAUAUUUUAGUUGAUGCAAACGAUCAAUUGUUGGAAGGCAUUGGAAUACACUUAGAUGAAGCUGCUGGCCUUAAGAAUGAUAAAAGUACAGUUGUAGUAUCAGUAACAUCUUCACCACGCCAUCAUAUUUCUGGAAGUUGGAAUAAGAUUACGGAUAAUUCUUCCCCAACGACUGCAAAAUUGCUAACAGCUAGAAAUAUAACAAGGCCGCAACUUCAAUUCCGGGAAAAGGUCGACAAUGGAAAUAGACCUUUUGUUCCAUUAAUUAAAUUUAAACCGAAUGCAAAAAUUUCUUUAGAAGAUAGUUUAAGAUUACCAAAUGAUGACUGUGAGAAUCAACGUUAUAGGACACCACAUCCGUACAAAUACGAAUUAGACCACUUAGAAUACACGGAUUAUCAAUUAGAGUUCCGGGAGCCUCAGAAACCAUUAAUCUUAAGCGAGACGCCUUAUACGUUCGUCGAGACUGAAGAACAAGUAGUUGAAAUGAUUUCCGCUUUGAGAAGGGAGAAAGAGAUUGCACUGGAUGUAGAAGCACAUUCAUUUAGAACAUUUUUAGGGUUGACUUGCCUAGUACAAAUCUCUACUCGUUCCCAUGAUUAUAUUGUUGACACUCUAAAGUUGCGUUGCGAUCUCCAGGAUCUGAAUAUUGUAUUAAGCGAUCCGAAUAUUGUGAAAGUUUUUCACGGGGCAGAUUAUGAUAUUGAAUGGCUGCAGAGAGAUUUAGGAUUGUAUGUCGUAAAUAUGUUCGAUACCUUCCCAGCGUCUAAGCAGUUAGGACUAGCCCGCUAUAGUUUGGCAUUUCUUCUAAAGCAUUAUUGUCAAGUAGAGGCAAACAAACAGUACCAAUUGGCUGAUUGGCGUAUUCGACCUUUACCUAGUGGAUUGAUCAAGUAUGCAAGAGAAGAUUCGCACUAUUUGUUAUAUAUCUAUGAUAUUAUGAGAAAUGAGCUUUUGAGCAGAGGAAACGAAAACAAAAAUUUACUGUUGUCCGUCUUAGACAAAAGUCGUAACGUUUGCGGUAAAACCUACGAAAAGCCUCUUUUCGAUGAGAAUAGCUACAAAACGCUUUACACAAAAAGCACGAAAACCUUUAACAACAGACAAUUAGCGGCUCUAAAAGGCUUGUAUGGAUGGAGAGAUGGCAUAGCAAGGAUAGAAGAUGAAUCUGUUGGUUAUGUUUUACCAAAUCACAUGCUACUACAAAUAGCCGAAUAUUUACCAAAGGAGGCGCAAGGCAUUUUAGCUUGUUGUAACCCCAUGCCGCCUCUGGUCAGGCAAAAUUUGAUGGAUCUUUACAAGAUUGUAUCAGAUGCGAGAAAAUUGGAGAAAGUCGAUAGGCCAGAGACAAAUGCCCCCGUUAUUAGCGAUCAACCAAAAUACCAGGAAUACGAUAAUGCGACUUGUUGUCCGCAUGAUUUGAGUGAUGAGAGAGAGACGCCUCUAAAAGAUUUGGAAACUCCUUUUACUGUCGAAGAUGCUGUCCGCAAGCUAUCUGGUUGCUUGUCAUCUCUAUCAUCACAGACACCAACAUCCGAUAUAAAAAAGAUUCGUGAAACAUUUGUUAGUCCUUUCUAUAUGUUUUUGCCUAAGCCUGUUGUUACUGUUGUUCGGCCAAAAGAUACAAUCGUAUGGAAGUUGAAAGAGGCAACGAAGCCAACAGAAAAUGAUCAAGAGAUCGCGAAAACUCAAGAGCUACCUAUAAAGGAUCCUGUUUUACCCACUGACGUCAUACCCUUGAGCUACCAGCUAAAAAAGAAACGGAAGAAGAAAAUAACCGACAAAGAGACUACGGAAGAGGAGAAAGAUGCGGAUGGAGACAAGAAAAUUUCUAAGAAGAAAAAGCUGACAUACGCAGAUGUCGAGAAAGCUAAUAUGACACCUGUUGAUUAUGUUAGGAAUGCAAAAUUAAGGCAGUCUCCUGAAAGCCAGUCCACGUCGAAUGAUUUCAAUCCAAAUAAAAGCGUAGACUUCACACCAACUGUUGGCAAGCAGGGUAAAAGAUCACUUCAUAGGUCAAGAGGAAAGAAAAGUAUUACCUACUCUGCGAACAAAAAGAAUAGCUGA